Molecule: messenger RNA, 834 nt
Organism: Trypanosoma rangeli
Lineage: Eukaryota; Euglenozoa; Kinetoplastea; Trypanosomatida; Trypanosomatidae
Exons: 1
Coding region: 1-834 (277 amino acids)
Source: RefSeq, a predicted model, not a curated record
AUGCGCCGACUCUGCUUUCAGGUUGGUGCCUUUGCCCGGACGGGGCUGCACUGCCCCAGCCUUCGCUUGAACACCACGGCAACUGGCAAUGCGCCCCACGUUGAGGCGAAUGCUUCCACCUCCUCGUCAGCGCCCUCAGACGGUGAUGCCCAUGACGUGAUGGAGCGAGCCGCCGAGGCCCGCAGAGAAAUUCACGCGUUGUGGAUAUCCACGGAGGCGAUUCCGGACCCUGACAAGCGCGUGCGCUGUGUGGCCGCACUUAUUGAGAAGUACAACCUCGAUCCUGCGACUCCGCGUGAGAAGGAUGUAAGUCGUGGGCUGGGCGAUGCGUUUGAUCGGUUGUUGCUGCUUUGUCUUCCGUUGGGCAAAGACGCCACAAAAAGCACGAAUGACUUAGAACUUCUCAUGCACCUCGCCGGACGAAAUGGCAGGGAGCUGUCGGUGCGUACCAUUCAACAUCUUUUUGCGCGCACCGACUCCUUUAGUGAAGCGCUGGCCGUUUUCUACGCCAUGCGUCGAUGCCACGUGGCCAUGAACAUGGAGGCGUACUACGCUAUGCUGUACUCGUUGCAGCGACUCGAGGAGGAGGGCUGGGCACAGCGUUUCCGCGAAGAGUGCGAGGAGCAGGGAAGGAUCUCGGAACAGGCGAUGGACUUUGUACUGAAAGGGGUCAAUAAUGCUCUUCUUCCAGAGAACAAGCCCUGGCUUGGUCGGGUGAUGUUUGGGGACCGAGACAUACCGGCGCAGCGACGCGGGGCGGAUGACUAUGAUGCAUUAAGUGCCAUGUGGACGGGGCGUUACAGAGACAACAGUGCCUUUCCCAAUCCGUCUUGA